This is a messenger RNA of Aspergillus terreus NIH2624, 621 nucleotides long. RefSeq names its product protein SYS1. The record is from RefSeq and is a predicted model, not a curated record. Gene Ontology annotation, biological process: protein localization to Golgi apparatus; Golgi to endosome transport; Golgi to plasma membrane protein transport. The coding region runs from base 1 to 621 and encodes 206 amino acids. Gene Ontology annotation, cellular component: Golgi membrane; trans-Golgi network. Lineage: Eukaryota; Fungi; Ascomycota; Eurotiomycetes; Eurotiales; Aspergillaceae. The transcript is spliced from 2 exons.
AUGCCCCCGCGCCGCCGUGCUCCUCCUGCGGGGGCGCGAACAGAGCUUCCGCCACUGAAGAUCGUGCGCAAGAUCGUCCUGCUUCAGCUGGCCUACUAUGCCUCGGCGACGGCCCUGAUCCUGUUCACUACGCUGGUCUAUGGCACGCCAUUCUCGCUCGAUUUGAUUCUGAAAUGGGACUCCCUUCGAGGCGAUACCACCAUCGGGUGGAUGCUGGGUUUAGUGUGGAUGUUGAAUAGCGUCCUAGGUGUCAUCUUCCUCCUGCUCUUUGUCGUCCGCUCGAAACUGAUUCCCGAUUUCGCGCUCACCCUCCACUUCCUCCACCUUAUCAUCACAUCCUUCUACACCCACGCGAUCCCGUCCAACUGGCUCUGGUGGGGUCUGCAAUGCGCCAGCGCCGCGGUGAUGACCUUCCUGGGUGUCUGGGCCUGUCAGUGGCGGGAACUGCGGCCCAUCAGCUUUGGCGGGAUUGCAGGGACCGGGAGCACCGCGGGCUCGUCCCAGCCGCCGGCCGACGAAGGCCAGUCGUCUCGCGGACGCGGUCGUGCACGCGAUCUGGGGGCUAGCAGUGGGGAGUACGAGUUGAAUGAAAUGAAGGGAGUGGGCGAACAGGCCGUAUAA